Messenger RNA from Sebastes umbrosus (honeycomb rockfish), 2096 nucleotides. Its product is annotated as beta-1,3-galactosyltransferase 1-like. Bases 380 to 1459 code for a protein of 359 amino acids. The transcript has 4 exons. Gene Ontology annotation, cellular component: membrane. The record is from RefSeq and is a predicted model, not a curated record. NCBI's taxonomy places the organism in Eukaryota, Metazoa, Chordata, Actinopteri, Perciformes, Sebastidae. Gene Ontology annotation, molecular function: N-acetyl-beta-D-glucosaminide beta-(1,3)-galactosyltransferase activity.
GGAGAAGGAGAGGAAGUGACAUGUUUUCUGGUGAAUGUAAUGAUGUUGCAAUAAUAACCAGCUAUUGACAUGCAUGUCGAGUCAUGUUUCCACUUGAAACAGAUUCAGCAGGCUCUUUGCAUGUUAUCAUGCAGCAUAUCUAGCACCAGCGUUCAUAUUAAAUAUCUGUGCGUGUCGUCACAUGUAUUUUUCUCAUCAUUGUGCUGUCUGUCUGCUAAGAAGAAGGCCCCGAGUGCUCGUCUGACACACUCCACCACAGACCACAAUGCAUUUAGACAGUUAGACAUCUAGAGCAACAUCCUCAUUCGUACCUGCUGUCUGUCUGCUGGCUCGCUGUAGCUUUCACAACAGUCUGAGAUCAUUCCCUGCCUUUUCGAAAAUGCUAGAGAGCUCCGUUUCCAAAUGUGAAAAGACUCCAUGGACGAGACCUAGACGAUGGUUGUGUAUUUUGAUGCUGUUACUCAUGAUGGGAAUAAUGUUCACUUUAUACAAUACAAGCCCUAAAGAUUCAUGGCCUUCGAUGCUUUGGACGAAAAGCUUGUGGUCAAACCAAUCUUACAACAAUAUGACUACUUCAGCCACCAGUCUCACCAUCUCACCAACUGACCCUCCAAGGUACACUGUGGCAUACCCACACCGGUACGAUAUCAUAUUGGACGAACCCCAUAGAUGUUUGCAGGAAAGCCCAUUCUUGGUUCUUAUGAUCCCAGUCGCCCCCCACAACAGAGAGGCCCGUGACACGAUCCGCAACACGUGGGGCAAAGAAACUACAGUGCUGGGCCGAGUGGUCAGCCACUACUUCCUGCUGGGAAAGUCCAAAGAGGAGGAUGGGACAGAAACCCUCAAUGAGCAAGUGUUACAGGAAAGCCAGAGCCAUCACGAUAUUCUCCAGAGUGACUUCUUGGACAGCUACAAUAACCUCACCAUUAAAACCAUGGUUAUGUUCGAAUGGCUCAGCUCCCAUUGCCCCAACACGUCCUACACCAUGAAGGUCGACUCGGACAUGUUCCUCAAUGUCCACAACCUCGUUGACAUGCUCUCAAAAGCCCCCCGACUACUCUACGUGACAGGAAUGGUGGCGAGGGGUGCUCCUGUUAUCAGAGACAGUACCUCAAAGUGGUUUCUGCCUUUUUCUGUCUUCCCUGAGUAUGCAUACCCACCAUAUGUCAUUGGAAUGGGCUAUGUCUUCUCACUGGAUUUACCCAAGAAGAUACUGGAGGCAUCUGAGCAUGUUAAAGCUGUUUACAUUGAAGAUGUGUACGUGGGACUGUGUUUGAGACAUUUGGGAAUCGAACCAACAAAUCCUCCUCAUUGGGAUUUGUUUAGGCAAUUUAUGCCUAAUGGGGCAAGCAACUGUUACUGGACCACUGUGAUUACAACGCUACUACAGAACUCUCACCAGCUUUCAGAAGUAUGGGGAGCAUAUCAGACUCAAGUUACCUCUUCUGCUUGUGCCUAACAAAAACUGUGACUUGUUUUAAAGUUACACCCAGUGACUGCAUAGCCCUGUUGCACAGCACGGCAGUUACAACACCAUUCGUUUACAGCAAAAGUUACUGCCUUGAUUAUAUUUUUUCAAUCUUUGAAGUAUGGUCUGGACUUUGGAUACCAAAACAGCAGAGAUAGUGAGACAGAUGUGUAUUAUGAGGCUGAGCAAAAUGUGUUCAUGUCUUUGGUGUUUGUAACGAUUGCACAAAUGACCGUAAAGAUGUAAAUAAUUUAAAGAUUUUAAAUUUCUCUUGUGUCCUGCCAGCCCAGUCGCACAGCAGUUCGUGAAAUAGUCACCAAAUGAAUGUAUUUAUUUGUGUACAUAGACACAAAUUUCACAUUUUUUCUGUGAUGGUCAGCACAAAAUCAAUUUGUAUGUAAUCCACGUAAUUGUGAACUGAGAAAUAUAAAGAGCAGCGAACGCCGUGUAGGGAGGACGACAGGGUGGAUGGGCAUGUCAAAAAACACCGUACUUUCACUAAGGAGACUGGUGUUUGUGUCCCGUGUGAAACCACAAGUCAAAGUUGAUUUAUUUGUCAUGUAACUUACGUACUUAAGUUGCGCCACUUCCGGUAUUAUUUUAACCCAAACCACAAUCUUUUCCUAAA